Molecule: messenger RNA, 270 nt
Organism: Cylicostephanus goldi
Lineage: Eukaryota; Metazoa; Nematoda; Chromadorea; Rhabditida; Strongylidae
Source: the annotation of a GenBank genome assembly
UCGCUUUCUCUGGCCGUUGAAGAAUUUUUAGGAACAGUCAAAAAUAGCCUUCCUCCACGAGAAUUUGUGCAAAAGGAAAAAUUGAUUAUCUUGGCCGCUCAUAAAUUGAUCUACAUCGGGGAUACCGUAUCCCAGUGUGUUUCCGACCAAGCGGCAAGCAACAGCCUUCGGCAGUGCGCUGAUCGUCUUUGUGAACAACUCAAGGAAUGUAUGAAAGCUACGAAAUUGACAUCCGAAGAGGUCAGUCUUACAGAUGGUCUUUCAGAAUAA